Haliotis rufescens (red abalone) is the source of this 12966-nucleotide messenger RNA. Its product is annotated as unconventional myosin-IXAa-like. Bases 354 to 6761 code for a protein of 2135 amino acids. The record is from RefSeq and is a predicted model, not a curated record. Gene Ontology annotation, molecular function: ATP binding; protein binding; microfilament motor activity. Gene Ontology annotation, cellular component: myosin complex. Gene Ontology annotation, biological process: intracellular signal transduction. The transcript is spliced from 46 exons. Lineage: Eukaryota; Metazoa; Mollusca; Gastropoda; Lepetellida; Haliotidae.
UUCUCUGCGGGCUUCUAAUUUACAGAGCCCGCAAUGAGUAAUUUGUGUUUGCUAGACGUGUGGAGCUUACAGACACACGUUUAGAGACCAGUUGACCUAGUAGGAACCAUGUAUAUCUGUACCCGACUGAGUAAGUAAGGAGGAUGUAAGAUCUUGCCAUCUAGACCCAUUUGUGGACGGCAGGAUGUUUGGCAGUAUCGGCAGAAUUGAAGCAGCGGGGUCUUGGAAUAUCCAGGGAUCAUGUAACUAAGAUGUAGCAAGGGGUGUAUCAUGACCUUACCCUAUAUAGAGGGCUGUGUGUGUGGGCCAUUGCCAGCAGUGUAUUACAGCAUGUUCAGCUCCGUGAAGUAACGAUGGCCACCAACUAUGACAUCUGUCCUUCAAGGGUUCAAAUUCUGCGCCAGCUUAGUAGCAUGGAAACUUUUAUGGUCAGAAUUUACACAGGUUCUCUGAGCCAAGAGACCGAGUUUGUCAGUGUAGAAGCGGAAAAAGGCACUCCUGCGUGUGAUGUUGUCAAAGUUGCCGUUCGCAAGUUGAAGUUGGGGAACAACCCCCACAAUUACGAACUUGCUGAAGUGUUUUCAUCUGGAGGUCAGUUGUGUAAGGAAAGAAGACUGGACCCAAUGGAUAACCCGGUUCGAGUACAGCUUCUUUGGCCGAAGGUCAUCAAUGCUGAAAUUGAUAGAGGUCAAGGUCUUUACACAGGAUACCGAUUCUACAUCAGAAAGGCAGAUCCCGAAACCCAAAAGGUUUCCGGAUGGGUUGAGUGCAAAGAUGCCAGUGUAGUAGACUCAUUCUUGAGUUCCUUUCUGAAACAGCCAACAAGCAAUAAGGAAUACACAGAUUUGUGCAAUCUGCCAGAUCUGAACGAGAAAACAUUAUUGGAAAAUAUAAAAGCUCGAUUUGAGAAUGCCAACAUCUAUACCUAUGUAGGAUCAAUCCUUAUAGCUGUGAAUCCUUUCAAGUUCUUCCCUAUAUAUAAUCCCAAAUAUGUGAAAAUGUAUCAGAAUAAGUGGCUAGGGGAAUUACCGCCACACAUUUUUGCAAUAGCAGAUGCAGCAUAUUCCACCAUGUUGAGGACUAAGCAGAACCAGUGUAUAGUGAUAUCUGGAGAGUCGGGUUCAGGGAAGACGGAGAGUACCAACCUGUUGCUUCAUCACCUGACAGCCCUCAGCCACAAGGGGCUACAUGGAAGUGGGGUGGAGCAGACCAUCCUUGGGGCAGGGCCAGUACUGGAGGCAUUUGGAAAUGCGAAAACAGUCCACAAUAACAACUCCAGUAGAUUUGGGAAGUUCAUUCAAGUCAACUACAAGGAGAAUGGCAUGGUCCAUGGAGCUAUUGUAGAAAAAUACUUACUGGAGAAGUCUCGGAUAGUUUCUCAAGCAAAAAAUGAAAGAAACUACCACGUGUUUUACUAUUUGCUUGCGGGGGCAGACAAGAAUGAGAGGGAGUCACUGUACUUGUCUGAACCAGAAGAGUAUUACUAUCUUUCUCAGAGUGACUGCUACAGUGUUGAAGGGGUGGAUGAAGAAGAUGAAUUUGCCAGACUUAAACAGUCCAUGGAGAUGGUCGGCUUCUCACAUGAGACGCAGAAGAGGAUAUUUGCAGUACUGUCAGCAGUGUUGCACCUGGGCAACAUAGAGUUUAGAAAGAAAGGGGAUCAGCACCAUGACGAGUCCGUGUCCGUGAAGAAUGAAGCCACUGUGCAGAUCAUCUGCAGUCUACUCAAAGUAAAGGAGAAGACUGUGCUGGAAGCUCUCACCACCAAGAAGACCGUGGCGGGGGAUGAAACGGUCGUCAUCAACUACAAGAUGGAGGAUGCCAUUGCUACGCGAGAUGCCAUGGCAAAGUGUUUAUAUGGAUCUCUGUUUGACUGGAUUGUCCUCAAAGUGAACCAGGCUUUGCUAGCCAAGAAACACAACAGCGAACAUCAGGUGCCGAAGGAGGUGGUAUUAAGCACAUCUGAUUCCAGCCCAGAGUCUAAUGGCCCUCUUCAGGGUCAGCUUGAUUUGGAAAGCGAUCCUUUGGCUUUGGGAAACUCCAUAGGCGUUCUUGACAUCUUUGGCUUUGAAGACUUUGGCAAGAACAGUUUUGAGCAGUUCUGUAUCAACUUUGCCAAUGAACACCUUCAGUACUACUUCAACCAACACAUCUUCAAGUUUGAACAGGAGGAGUAUCAGCGUGAAGGCAUCCAGUGGAAGAACAUCGAGUUCAUCGACAACACAGCCUGUCUAGAACUGUUCAGCAAAAGGCCUAAGGGUCUCUUCUGUCUCAUGGAUGAAGAGUGCAAUUUUCCUGGUGCAACCAAUGACACGAUGCUGUCCAAGUUCACCCACCAACACACCAACAAUCCCUACUACCAAGUCCCGCAACUCAAAGAGAGGGCCUUUGUCAUUGUGCACUAUGCUGGAAAGGUCAAAUACAGUAUCAAGGAUUUCCGAGAAAAGAAUGCUGAUCUUAUUAGAACAGAUAUAGUUGGUGUUCUGAAGAAGAGUAGUCAGUCCUUUGUCAGGGAACUUGUAGGUAUUGACCCAGUGGCUGUGUUGCGAUGGUCGAUAGUACGGGCUUUCUUCCGAUGCUACCAUGCUUUCUUCCGUGCGGGAGAAAGGUACAGGAAAAAUGGAGGACCUGAAAAGAAAAAAUUGAAGAAGAGAUUAUCUGACUCUCAACUUGAAACCAGUAUUGGUGAGAACCUGUUAAGAUUAUGUGGACUCUCCCGGAAUGAGCUGAUGGAAGGAUCCAUUGUUAAGAAAAAAGGGGAAGAGGGUCAUCCGCCGGAUGAACAACGCUCACAAUCUAGUCCGCAUGAUAGCCAGUCGAAUGCAUGCCCAUCCACUGUUGACGAGUGUUUUAGCGACGAUGACAGUGUGUUUAUCAGGCAGCAUGGUGACUUUAUGCACGAGGAGAAAAUAUUGGCGUCCCAUAUGUCCGCUGCAGACACUCGCGUCAUCCGUAAAGCUACAAAAAUCAUUAUGAAAAGCAGAUCAUUCAAACCUAAACCAAGACCCUCUCUGAGUUUCCGUGAUAUCAAGACAUUGAAAGCCAUAGCCAGCAGAACAAUGAUUUCCUUCGGUGGCAGCCGUGUAGGCUCCAAGAAACAGCCGCCCACAGUUGGCGCCCAGUUCCAGUGGUCCCUGUCCAGACUGAUGCAUACUCUCAACAAGGCAAACCCUUUCUUCAUCCGCUGCAUCAAGUCCAAUGCUGACAAGGCUCCAUGUGUAUUUGAUGAUGAAAUAGUACUGAGACAGUUGCGGUAUACCGGUAUGCUGGCCACGGUGAAGAUACGGCAGUCCGGCUACAACUACAGGCUCACAUUUGAGGAGUUCAUCCAUCUGUACAAGAUCCUGCUGCCUAAAGGACUCCUCAGCUCCCAGGAGGAUGUCAAGAUAUUCCUGGAAUCCAUGGAUCUCAACAGGGACAACUACCAGAUUGGCAAGACAAAGGUGUUUUUACGUGAGAGUGAGAAGCUGAUGUUGGAUGAAGCACUUCAUCGUGCCAUCAUGGAGCGUGUCAUCAAGAUCCAGCGGUGGGCAAAGACCAUCUUGGAGAGACAAAACUACACCAAGUUACGAACAGCAGUGGUCCUGGCACAGAAAUGUACAAGACGAUGGAUUGCCCAGAGAACUCUCUCUAGUCUCCGUUUGGAGUAUGAUGCUGCUAUAGCUAUUCAAAGAUGGUACCGGGGUAACCAUGUCAGAAGGUGGUACCAGGAAUAUCGGAAAAACGUGAUUUGUAUACAAACAUCAGUCCGAGGCUUCCUAGCUCGUAAAAGACAUCACCAAAUGUUGGUCAACCGUGACAUCAAACGGAAGGCAGAAGAAGAGCAAGUGCGGCAGAAACUGGAGGACUUGCAGUCGUCCACCAGCGAUGAAGGCGUGCUGCUGAAAGGCUCCAGUGCAGAGGAGUUGUUGGAACGGGAAUGUGAAGCUUUACACAGGAGAGACUCAGAGGAGAGCAGUGGUAUCCUGGAAGACUCGGAGUCCGAGACGACAUCUGAGCCCAAGAGCCGAGUCGUGUCAGGGACAUCACCUCCUAUCACCCCUACCAGUUCUGGGUCAGGGUCAGUGUUUAUAACUCGCGACUUGGGAGAAAAUAAAGAUGAUAGCUGGGAACAUACCAGGAGCCCUGGGAGAGUGCAAGAAUUGGCUAAGGCCUUCCAGUCUCAGCCAUCUACGCCCAGUAAAGAUGAGAAUGACGGCAGGAAGUAUUUUAUCCGCCGAGGAUCUCAAAGAUGGAAACCCAAAGAGCAGAGCCCAGCCCCUCUAGCUAAACAGGAGUCUUUCUCCGAUAUGGAACUGUCCCCUACGCAGCCCUCGGACACGUUGACCACAGCAUUCCCCUUGUCUCCGGACAAGAUACAGGCCAUCGAACAUGUGGUGUCCAAACACAAGGACAGACACGACCAUCAGCAGGCGGAGGGAGACCGGCUGCAGCCUGAUGUGGCAGGUGGACCUCCUCAUCUCAGCCCAUUCCAUAGGGUAAAGAAAGGAUUCAAGAACAUGAUGGGAGAUUUUAUAGACGCCAAAGGUUGUGGUCCCUCUACCCUUAUCAUGCGCCACACAAGGAAUUCGUUCCGAACUCUAUUUCGCGACAAGAGUAAGAAGAAGGAAAGAGGACACACAGACAGCGACGAAGAACCCGAGGAAGUCGGCUCACCCAGCAGUAAAACUUCACCCAGUAAACGCCCACAAGAUCUGGGCGUGUCAGUGUUGCCCCCUCACCCGACACCAGCGCCCAUGUCACCGAGGUCCCCCAUGAAGGAGCGCAAUGAGAGAGACUUCCAGAUUGUGUCGCAGCAUGGCUGGCAGCGAGAGAAGAGGAAGAAGAAGCGACGUCAGCAAGGACAGGUGCAGUCUCGCGGCAACUGGAAGGUGGAGGGGACGUCCCAGUGGCAGUACCCAGCGGAGCUCGUCAUCACAGACUUACAAGAACUCAUGUUUCUGGAUGAGUUCAUUGGAAAGAAGCAUGAAGAAGUGUUCAAGAAUGAGGGCAAGCGGGCGACAAUCUUUGAUAAAAUAUUUCAGGGAGCUAUAGAAGAAUUCCGAAAAAAUUUAAAGGCUAUUGUUGGAACAGAAAGCCAGAAAGAUACUGUGUCUGUACGGUAUCGUGACCUGCUGUCUAACUUCGAGCAGAGCCUCAGCGCGGAAGUCAAGCAUGAGCGGACUAACGCCACAUUCCCUGUCACUAUGGGUAUCAAUGCAUUUCGGGGAUUUCUCGACGAGUUCAUAAAAAAUCAUGCAGGGAAGAAGAGAGAAGAGAAGAAGAAGGAGGAGAAGAAAGUAGAAAACAAGAAUGCCAAAAAAGAUAAACAGAGGAAGGAUGCUGUUGAGCAUCUCGGUCACAAGUUUCUGCAGGUUCAGUUUAACAUUCCCACAUUCUGUGAACUGUGUUCCUCCCUCAUCUGGAUCAUGGAGAAGGGACAAGUCUGUCAAGUGUGUAAAUAUACAUGUCAUAAAAAGUGCAGCACCAAGACGAUGCCGACCUGUCGGGGAGCUCUAGAUACUCAGGGAAGGGUGACCUCACAGACAUUUGGUGCUGGAUUAGAGUCGCUGGUGUCAGACGGUCUGAAGGUGCCAAAGGUGGCGGAGAGACUGAUACAGACGAUAGAGCUGCAUGGGAUGUUCACGGAGGGCUUGUACAGGAAGUCCGGAGCAGCGCCUAAAGUCCGACACCUACGUCAGAUUAUUGAAGCAGAUAUAGAUGCUGUAGACUUUGAGGAGUAUCCUGUCCAUGUCCUCACCUCCACACUCAAGUGCUUUUUCCGUGAGCUGCCAGAACCUCUCCUCACCUUCGACCUCUACGAAGACUUUAUCCGAGCUGCAGAGAUCAAAGACGAGAAAGAAAAAAUCCAAUCAUUAUUUACUGUGAUAGAGAGACUCCCCAAGGCCAAUUACGACCUCUGUGAGAGGCUCAUGUUCCAUCUAGCCAGAGUUGCAAUGCAUGAAGGCAGCAACAAGAUGUCGUGCAAUGGCCUGGCCAUCAUAUUUGCACCCUGUCUGUUAAGAAGCAAUAAGGUGAUGCAAGCUCAGGAGAGUCUCAAUCAGGUCCCCCGACAGACACUGUGUAUAGAAUUUAUUUUGGGAGAGCAGCUGAUGAAGGUGAACGCCACUCUAGAGGACAUCCACACGUUAGAGUCAGCAGAGAGAUCUGCUUCUGACCGCUUGUCCUUUGUCCGAGCCAGUAUCAGGGCCCCUAAGUCAAGACCUGUGUCAAUCCACAAGCCAAUAUCUCCCAUACCGGUCAAAGAAGAGGAAGAGGAGGAAGAAACGCUGCUGAUAGAGGAAGCACGUGUUCUCUCUGCUCAUAUAGCCUCCAUACACAAAGAAAAGGAUAACCUGACCACGAGACUACCAGUGCUGGAGCCCCGCCAGGCAAGCUCUGAUGAGGACAUGUUGACGGGCGAUGAGUUCGAGAGUUCCUUCGACCCCAUGGAUGACUUGGAGGACAAUGAAGAGUAUGCCUCAACGUUUGAUCUGCCAGUCAGUCCCCCCUCUCUUCUACAUCUGACAAAGAGAAGAACGAUUCAACCGUUUAAGAAACCACCAUCAAGGUACUCUGUUGCUAUCAAGAAGGCGCGAUUACGGUAUCAGUCGUGUGGGAGUCUUCCUGAUGAUGAACUUGACGAUGUGCCUGUGCCAACAAUCACUGUACAGAGGACUGACGUGUCAGGAUCGUUUGUUGACCACAUGGUCAUUGAGUCCAGCUUCGUAUCAAUACCAGACUUUAAGAACAUUGCUGAGGAAGAUGAGAUUAUGGUGUGAUGCUGUGUGAAGCCAAACUGUGAUUGGUUCAAUUAUGCCAACAGGCGAAAAAAGUCUUUCAUGUUUGGAUUGGCCAAAAACAAUCGGAGGUUGAUAACAUAGAUCAUUUAUUUCCCAAAGGCUUUUACUCAUAAGUUGUUUUUUCUUGGUAUCUCUGCCAUGAACUUGUGCGAAUGAAAAAGGAGGAUUACUUCCCUUUGAUGGUCAAUGACAGUGUGUUGAAGACAUGUUGGAUUCAGUUGUGAUGGAGACAAAACUUCCCCCAUGAGAUUCAAAGUCUGUGAUUGAAAGAAGAACUAUAGCAAGGUCCAGGAAGACUACUUGUGACAGUGAUAGACUGAAGUACUUCAUGUUCCUGUUAGACUGCAGGUCUAGACACAACUCAUGUUAUUUAUACAUCCAUUUAGAAACAUAAUCGACACACAUAUUUAUAUACACUGUAGGCCUUUGAACUCAAAACUGAGAUUUCAAAUGGAAAAUCAUCCAACAAAGUGAUGAAUGUGUGUACGACAGUGAGAACCUGUGGGAUGUCUGCUAGUGUUUUGGAACUGUGGACAAUGAUUUGUGUCUGAUGAAGAUGUGGAGAAGUGUUUGUCUAAGGAGAUUGAAUCAAAAAGAAUGGAACCCUUGCAUUUGAAAGAACUUCUGGAACUCUCUUGUCUGUGUGUUGGAUUAAAAUAUCUCCAGUUCAUGAUCUGUGAAUAUCUGAGGGUGUGGAGUGUGUUUUCUGUGGACAUAAUAUGGAUCCAUGCUGCGUGUUGAGAGUGACGACUGGGUGUUGACCGACGAUUGCCUUGUGUCUCUGAGGUGCUAAGGGUGUGGCCAAGGAAGAUAGCCAUAACCACAUGACAUUAUUUGGGGGGGGGGGGAGGGGGGAGGCGGGGGAGUGACACUCAAGAACACUCAUAUUUGUCACCUGGUGAAAUAUGGUCACAUGAUGCGACAACAUGUCGGAGUAUUUUAAAAUAAGACAUUGAACUUCAAAAUACGAGCAAUAUGUUCCUGAAAACCUGUUGGGAUGGCCCGACAUAGCUAACACCAACUCUGUACUGUGCCCUCACACAAUUCAGCUGUGAGGAUCUCUUGCUAUUUCCAUUUGUUGUUACAUGCUCCUUUGCUAUGUUUGCUUUCCUCUAGAAUUGCUCAAUUAUGUGCCAAGUUUUAAAUCUUAUGUGAUACAGCACAGCAUUUUAACUUUGUUGGUCUGUCUUUUAGAGGCUUUUCAAUCUCAUGCACUGUUACAUUGACUGAGGACUCAAACAUGGAUAUAAUACAAGUCAAUUUAAUGUGAAUGUUGAGUUAAUUUUUAUCAUUGCUAUGAGUAUAUUUGUUACAAGUUUCUUGUUGUGUUAAAGUUGUUGGUUAGCUCAGCUUUAUGUUUGGUCACCAAUCAUACUAACACUGCUUAGCAGCAUCAUUGUAUACAUUACUGCUUGUUCCAUUAUUUAAGAAUCAGGUUGCCAUGACUGACAUUUUGCAUUGAGUACUACCUCCAAAGAAUAAUAUCCUUUUUUUUCUCACCACAUUUCAUUCCAUUUGUAAGCCCCUUCAUUUAUGACUUUGUUUUUUGCUAUAGGCACAUAAUUUAUUUUCCAUUUCAAUAAAAUACUAAAGAUCCUUUGAAUAUGAACCCCCCACCAUAUAUAUUUGUAUUUCUUUGUUGGUGACCAAUCAUAUUAUGGAGAGUAGCUCAAACGUUUGCCUAUGUAGCUCAGUCUUUAGAGGUUAUUUUUUCUUUAUCUUUCAUCAUAUCAGCGACUUUAUACUUUUUCUUUGUUAUAAAAUAUGGUUAAAUUAUAGUCAAAAUAUGGAUACUGAAAACAGGUAAGAAGAUGUUCCAUUCUGCCAGUGCUGCUGGGGUCUGUAGGUUUAACACAUUCAUGUGAGUCCCUAUUUUGUACAUCAUCAGUACUGGUAUACAACAUCAUAUGGACACUUACAAUUGUAAAUCUCCAGUAUUCCAAAUAACUUAAAACUGUUUUAUCAAAAUACCAUAAUAUUGGCUAUAUGCAGUAAGGUGUGUUGAAUAUUUACUGAAGGCAAAGGAAGUAAGAUUAUGUUCCAGUGUGAUACAACUAGAUCUUGAUCUGGUUGUAAACUGCAGGUGAUUUCAUGUUCGUGUGAUAUCACUGUUGUUAAUGCUCAUGCCCACAUUCCUAUCAUGGAUUCCAUAUCCGAGAAUGUUAAAUAAAGUUGUGGUUUAUAAUCUCUGGAAAAUACAUAAACUCCUCAAUUAUGAUAUUCAUCUUCAGGCAACAGAGGUAUCCAUGUUUGUGCAAAUAUGUUCCAAGUUCUGGGGUAACACAAGUAGUGAGCAUCUAUUGGCGUGUACCUUGUUGGAUUCAACCUGUUGGUAGGAUGUAAACUGGGCACAACAAGGUGUACGUUUUCAUUCUCAGGAAUAAACACUUGGGUUAGGAUACCUUUACAGGGACACUGCCCCAAACCAAAAGCUAGCAAAUCAGAUACAGAUACGAACACCUCAUAAUUUUAAAUUGAGUGGUUUUAAUCAAACAUAUUUCAGGCACAAUAUGCCAUCUUCAAAUGACAUUUGUUUCAAGUAUUCAUGGGAUUAUUAUCCUUGAAACAAGAGCCAGUCCAUGCCAAAAACUUGUGAAUCUAAUUGCCUCAACUUGUCUUUUUCAUUUUCGGUAGAUUUUGGUGAUGAUAAAUGGACUAUUAUUAUCUGAUGUCACUGGACAGAAACAUUUUGAUACUUAUCAUCUGACAAGUAGCUGAUGUGCAGACUUCCAUGUGUAACUCACCGACUCUCCUGAUGCACAGUUGGAGCCAGCAGCCAGUAUAUGUACAUAUGUAAAUACAAGCAUCUGUACCAUUGCCUGUUAGUGGACACAGCUAGGUCCAUGAGUGCAUGUUCCACUGUUGUCCAUAGAGCUGUGUUCAUAUUGUGGCUCAUUCUGACGGACCCCUCUCAUGAUAAUCAUACAACACUCAUUCCUGUUUAGUGAGACCCUUCUGUACUUCAAUACUGUCCAACUUCAUACUGGUGUAUGCAGAUUGCUGUCUUGUUGGAUCACGUGGGUUAGUUGAUGAUGGUACACAGAUCCUACAAGUUUAUCAUCUGCUUCAACAUGAUCCCCUGUCUCAGUACUGCAGCCUGUGUGUUGUGUUAUUGAGAAGUGAGGGACUCUUCAGAUUCCUGAAAAGGUAUCUAUUCUCAAAGGAAAAAGUAUGUCCUUACGUUAUUAGUUGUCAUGCUGUAUUGACGUUGAAGCACCAAACACACAACUACCAUCUAUUUCUUUGAAAUAUAAUUUGUACUGGUGCUUGAUAAUGUUGAAGAUGGACUGAUAGACUUUCUACAGAUUUGUGCGUUUGUGAAAGUAAACUUAAGACAAUUUCAGAUUUUUAGACUAAACUUCUGCUGUCUGUAUUCUCUCAAGGUGUAUUGUGUUAUCUGGUUAUUUUCAUUCUCUGUUAACAUUGGUAAAAGCUGAGUAGUUUGAACGGGAGCCUCGUACUUACUAAAACAGCAUCAGGCGAGCCAGGUCUGUCCAUAAACAUACUGGAAGCUUGUUUACAGCUAGAAUAUUUACCAGUUUAUAAGGACAUAUAGUUCAUAUCAUUGAUAUUGUUAUCAAUUUUUUUGGCAAUCAAUAAGCUGAUGUGAUCGUUUGCUUUUGCUGUGGAGUUUGGUUUUGAAGUUCCUUCAUUUCUUGAACAUUACUUGGUCUUCAGCAACCCCUGCUUGUCGUAAGAGGCGACUAAUGGGAUCGGGUGGUCAGGCUCGCUGACUUGGUUGAUAAAUGUUAUUGUAUCCCAAUUGCAUGGAUUGAUGCUCAUGAUGUCAAUCACUGGAUUGUCUGGUCCAGACUCAAUUAUUUACAGAUCGCCGUAAUAUAGCUGGAAUACUGCUGAGUGCAGCGUUGAACAACAAACAAACAAAUCUUGAACAUAACUUGUCCAAGUUGCAGGACAACUUCUGACAAGCAACUUGCUACAUUCAGUAUCAAGCUCUAGGUCAUGUGCAAUAAGUCUUAGGCCACAGAAAAAAAUUCUUGUUUUCUCAUCACUUUAAGAAGAAAAUGUGCAAAAAGGAUGAUUUUGAUUCACAAUGAAUCUAAGGUAAAUUCACAUUUGUAUCAAAAACAUUUUUUUACAACUACAAUCUAUGCCAUUCUUGAUGUCACUUAGGUUAACCAUACCCCACUCAAUUGUAUUUCAUGUUGUAUUCCUCCAGCACUUUUUAGAAAGAGUAGUUUUCUUCUUGGUCUCCAAAGUACAUUUUUGUCAUAGAGCUAUACCAUGUCCAUCUUUGAUUUAGGAAUGUUCAGGGGGCAAUUAGGCCCAUAGGUCUGUUUUGCUUGAUAUGCACCAAAUAUUUCUGGAACUGGAAAACAAAUUCCAAUUUUUGCGUACUGUUUUAUCAGAUGAAAAACCUUAAUUUGAAAAGGUUCACACGGCUUUACUCAAUCUGAUUUAUGUGUAUGUUUUUACCAUAUACGUUUACAAGAGAGUUAAGCACCUCUUUAAGUAUGGAUAUCAAAAACUGCCUGAAUCCUCCAGAUGCUGAAAAGAAUCAAACAACUCCUGUGAUCAUGUUAAAAAAAAAAAUCAUAACUGCUUCCUCUAUUCUUAUGAGAUAUAUUUCAUUUUGUGUAUUACUGAUGUUCAAGGCAUGGUUUGUGCAAGUUAAGUGUCAUGGUCACAUUUUUCUCUUUAUGCAGAAAUGACUGUUUUGUUGAUAUCAGUCAUUAUCUCGUAUCAAAAAGCAAUAUUGUUAUUGUGCAGCUAGUGAGUCAGGUGUGUCUGCUUCAAUUUGCCAUGUGUCUGGAGUGUGUAUUACCAGUGUCAAAUAUGCAAGGACAUUGUUGUGACAGCAGUGUUGAUGUAUCAGAUCAAUUUCUCAGUUUUGUAGCUCUUAUUUUUAAUUUCAUUUUUUGGCCUUUAAUUUACUGAAUUUUUUAGAUUGGGAACGUUAAAGAAAUAAAAGAAUUGUAAUGGUGAUGAACAGCUGUAAUAAUCUGUGUGAGUUUGUGAUUCACAAGUCAUAUUUAUGAUACUUUCUUUACCGAGUACUAAACAAGGCAUAAUUGUGAAAAGUUGCUGGUAAGAGGACAUUUAUAUUGUUUGUCAGAACCUCAUGAGGUGUUGGUUUGACUGAUAGUAUUUGUAAAAUGGGUGGUAUAGUUUUCUGUUCCAAUCUGCUGCCAUUCAGAACUGACUAAUUUUGGGCAGAUGGGCCUGAGACUUUCUUCAUGAUUAUAUCGUUUUGAUACAGUUUUGUUUUACCCAAAGUUUACAUUGUGGAAACAACGUUUUGAGACAAUUUCUUCCAAACCUUUAUUGAUUAUUAGCUGAAUGUAUGUAUGUUAAUUUUUUUUUGUUUUACAUUAGGGUUGAUAUUUUCGUAUUUAUUUUAACAUUUUUAUUUGAGGUAUUAAGAUAUUACAUAUUGAGCCUGCAGUUAUUGCCUAACAUAACAAAAUAAAAAAGAUAUUCUCUAUGGAUAACUUUUUAAUCAUAUCAUUCAUUUUAUGUUCAAAUAAUGUUUCUGUCAACAUUGUGUUUAUAUUUGCUUUGAUGAUUGUUCUAUUCUGUAAUUAGAUACCUUUGAGUAUCUGAGGUUCCUAACAAAAAAUGACCUCAAGCACAAUAAUUCUUAUCCUUCAUCCCUUACUGUGUAACAAUUUAAUGAAGAUAAAGCAUUUGUGGGUUUUUUAUGCUCAAGAGAGAUAAAUGUUGCUUUAAGAAUAUACCUUUCUACAACACUGACACAAAUCAGAAUUAAUGAGGGUGAAAUUAUAAUAUUUAUGCAAUAUGCAGCCUGUCAUCACAUUACAAAAGCAAUAAGAAAGGGAUAAUCAUGAGAUGUGACAGAACUGGGCCAGUGGGUGACAAAGCCUAUAAUCAUUGCUGCUGGACGAACAGCAACAUUGUAAUUACUUGUAUCCGUAUUGAUUAGCUAAUACUCAUCUGGAUGUAUUUAUUCAAGUCGACAUUCAAAACUCAUUGAUUGAGUCUGUAUAUUACCUCUCUGUGAUGUAGUCUAUAUAAAUUACACUGUAUGCUGCUAGUAACAUGCAAGUCAUGUCUCUGCCAAAAUACUAUGUUCAUUUUGCCUCUAUGGUCAUUUGUCUGUACAGUGCUGUGCAGUUAAAACUGCCAAAUGUUUGUAAAUAAACAUGUAUGUAUGUACUUAUGAUAAUAAUAACAAUAAUAAACUAAAUUUAAGGAAUUAUCA